AGAUAAAAUGGGAAAAAUGUUAAUUGAUCGUCUCUAAUCCCCCGCUAAGCGCUUGCUUGGCUCUCUCAACUUCAAAAUGAAUUGUGUGAAAAUGACCUGCUCCAGCCUAAAUGGCUUCAAAUCUGCCAGAUUUUGCGUCAGCAAUUACCACCUAAACAAUUUUACCGCGAAUAAAGAGCUUCACAACAAAUUUGAACAAUUGUGUCUGAAAAAUGGACCAAGUGCCUACCGAGUACAUCAUGGUCUACCCGCCGGCGCCUCGCGUGACGAACCCCCACCUGGUGGAACGCGUCUCGCAACGCACGAUUGUAACAUCACCUGCGAUCAGUAACAACACUCUAAUUUUCACUCCAAUUCACAAUACGGCGGAAGUAGACACUCUGACAAACGGAGUAUUGGUGCAAUGCUCAGAAUUAGUUGAUGGUAAUAUUCACUUUCUAACAGAGGUAACGACUCUACCCAUUUUGCAAUCAACCACGAGUUUCUCAGACUUCCUUUCAAAUACCUCAGAUACCUCUGCAGUAUUAGUCCCAUCCGAGCCAAUUAUUCCAAAUCUAUACCUAAAUGAGUCAUCGUACGAAAAUCCUGACCCAAUAGUAACAAAUGCAUACCAAAAUGAUGACAAUCUUGUCAACCCAUGUGCUGAUUUCGACCUUGAAGUUAUGUUGGGAUCUCCACGCAUUGAAGAUCAAUUCAAUUUUAAGGCACAGCCAAUGCUUGGAGUACCAAAUAUAUGCACUGAAUCCAUGGAAAACUAUGUUUAUAAUAGAAACAGUAAUAAUUUUCUACAGCAAAUCUCCCCUAGUAGUGGUCUAAAUGUCCCAAGCCACGCGAUCGGAACAGAUUCUAAUAAUAAUGUAAAUAACAGCAAUAUAUCAACUGCGCAGACUGAUGCUAUCAACAGCAACAACAACAGUAGCAACCAUCAUGUCUCAAAUUCUGUCUCUGAAUUGACGAGUCCUUCUGGUCUGAGCGAGCGAAGCAGUUUGUUCGAUGAUGUUGAGAAAAGUUUGACUCCCGGUGUUGAGCGUAAUUUGGACCUGCACCUGGAGAAUGUGUGUACUACUGAUGAAAUCAGACUGCCUGAUAUCCCCCUGUCUGAAAGUGAUCCUGCCAUGAAAGAGUUGCACAUCUCAACAACUGCAGCGACAUUCCAGCUGGACCGGAAACUCAUCAAUUUGCAGACUGUUCCACUCCCUGUUUCAUCGACCAAUCACAAUCAUGUUGAUCAAAAAUGCUACUUUCAAUCAUCCGUCAAAGAGGUGAUGUCAAAUGAUACCAGCUUCAAUCGUGAAUGCCGUACCUUGUUCAAAACCAAGGAAACUGCUCCGUAUGUUACGUCAGCUGAAUUACGCAACAUCCUUCCCGCUUGCACUAAUGUAGCUUUGCUAGAAGAAGCAAAUGCAAGCCUCGUACGAAUCCCGCAAAAUAACGAAAGCGAAGUUCACAUGUGCAUCGAAAAUGUUGAAAAGUGUUCCAGUAUAGAUAAUAUUAUGGAAAAUGUCUCUCAGAAUAGCAUGGCCUCAGAAAAUUCAUCAUCGAUGUUCACGGAUUCAUGUGAGCUCUCGGAAGCCGAAUCAACCACCCGAGAAAUACCAGAUUUGCCGCAGUCUCUCGAGUUUUUGGAUUCGGAUGUUAAGUCUCUGCCCAACUACUUGCUCAAAGUGCGAAACCCGAUCAAAAAGAAGAAUCAGAAUAGAAAAGCAGCCAUGAAGUAUAGAUGUAAAAAGAAAUCAGAAGUAACUGCAAUUGGAGAUAAGUUAAACGAGCUGAAAACGAGAGAAAAUGCGAUGAGAGAGCGAAUUGCGAUUAAAGAGAAAGAGGUGGAAAUUCUGGAAGACUUGCUGAGAAGGAAAAGAAAGACGUCCCCGAACCUUUAAUUAUACCUGCUUCUUGGCUAUUAAAAUGGUGACUUCAAUUUAUACGGGACAGAAAAAUACACGAGAAGAUAUGAUGUUCAAACUGUACUAAAGAAACUUUGAUAUUCAAAUUUGAACGCUUGAAAAUUACGAAUACUAGGCAAUGUGUUGCUCCUUGCUUUAUAUUCUAGAUUUUGUUUCACUGUUAAUUAAUGUCCUAAUUUCCUUCCUCAAUCCUAGAAGCAUUUGGAUUAUAUUUGCCAUUUUUCAAGCAAAAUAGUAAAAGUCCUUGUUCGUUAAAAGAGUAACUAGUUACAAAAUAUAUUUUUUGCCGAUUCUUUUUAAUAUU
Molecule: messenger RNA, 2208 nt
Organism: Symsagittifera roscoffensis
Lineage: Eukaryota; Metazoa; Xenacoelomorpha; Acoela; Convolutidae
Product: protein hook homolog
Exons: 7
Coding region: 213-1880 (555 amino acids)
Biological process (GO): regulation of DNA-templated transcription
Molecular function (GO): DNA-binding transcription factor activity
Source: RefSeq, a predicted model, not a curated record